GACAUCUGAGAGCCCUGGGUUAUCCUACCCCAUCCAGCCUCUAUCAUUGCUGCUUUGUUCCAUAUUUAGCUCCUGACAACUGUGCCUAGUGCAGGAACUCCCAGCUCUGUUUUUCCCUCCUCCCUCUGCUGUCUCCUCUCCCUUAGAGCUCUCAGAAAUUGCUCUUUUUUUUCCCUAGUGGCCAUAACUUAAUACCCCUAUACUCAAGAAGAUGGCAGAAAUGCAGGAGGAGCCCAGCAACACCCAGAAUGGUGAACCUGACAACGCAGAAGAGGGUGAGGAAAAAAAGAAGAAGAAGUUGAAGCGGGAAGACCUGCCACCGUUUGAAAUUGUGACAGGGGAGCGCCUCCCAGCCAUAUUUUUCAAAUUCCAGUUCAGGAACGUGGAAUACAGCUCAGGCAGGAACAAAACCUUCCUGUGUUACGUUGUUGAGACCCAAGGCAAAGAGUCAGUGACUUCUCGGGGUUACCUGGAAGACGAGCAUGCAGCCGCCCAUGCAGAAAUGGCUUUCUUCAACACAAUUUUACCACAGUGUGAUUCAAGCCUCCGCUACAACAUCACCUGGUACGUCUCCUCCAGUCCCUGUGUGACCUGUGCUGAUCGGAUAACCGAGACCCUGAAGAAGAACAAGAACCUGCGUCUGACAAUCAUGGUUGGGCGCCUCUUCAUGUGGGAAGAACCAGAAAUGCAGGCUGCCCUGAAAAAAAUGAAGUCAGCUGGCUGCAAGCUGAGGAUUAUGAAGCCUCAAGACUUUGAGUAUGUCUGGCAGAACUUUGUGGAACAGGAGGAAGGAGAGGAAGCAAAGGCUUUCGUGCCAUGGGAGGACAUUCAAGAGAACUUCCAGUAUUAUGAGGAAAAGUUGGCUGAGAUUUUGCACUGAAACUCACGACCAAUUCAGAAAAGAUCUAUGAAGAGAGAUGCGACAGACUUGGACAUCUGCGACACUCCUGCUUUCCAAAGCUUUGAUUCCAACAGGAUGGAGUACCAACUUCUGGAAGACUAGGCCCUGAUGGACUACAAAUA
This is a messenger RNA of Fulmarus glacialis (Northern fulmar), 1023 nucleotides long. It is a transcript of the gene APOBEC2, whose product is annotated as apolipoprotein B mRNA editing enzyme, catalytic polypeptide-like 2. Lineage: Eukaryota; Metazoa; Chordata; Aves; Procellariiformes; Procellariidae. Gene Ontology annotation, biological process: cytidine to uridine editing. Gene Ontology annotation, cellular component: nucleus; cytoplasm. The record is from RefSeq and is a predicted model, not a curated record. Gene Ontology annotation, molecular function: cytidine deaminase activity; RNA binding. The transcript is spliced from 3 exons. Bases 212 to 880 code for a protein of 222 amino acids.